AUGGAUCUGGCACCAAAUGCAGUGGAUGACACAUACUCUGAAUGCCGUGACAAGAUGUUGGCCAAAGUUUUGGGUGAAGAUGGAAUUCUUCAAAAUGAGUUAAGCAACAUCGACAACACCAUGUUUAAGAAUGCCUGGAACACUACAGCCUGCGGAGACCAGGUCCCUGGAGGCAUUCCAGAGCACGUCAAAGCUUUUCAGGUUUUUGGCAACAAUCACAAAUUAGCCAAAGUAUUUAAUGCUGCUGUCAAGGACAAAGGCGGGGUCUACACUGACCAGUUCCAGUUCAAGUCUCUUCAUUUCCUGCUGAUGGAUGCCAUGCGCCUCCUCAAUAAUGGCUCCAAGUGUCAGACUGUAUACGCUGGGUCAUUCGAUACCUACAUUGCUCAGAAGGACGAUACGGUCCGUUUUGGAAGGUUUAUCUCAGCCUACACCAGCAGAAGCGAAGCAGAGGAGGGUUGUGCAGAUGAUGGUGGAACCCUGAUUGAGAUCCGGACCUGUUCUGUAGUGGAUGUACAGAAUCAUGCCUGUUCUACAGAAAAUGCAGUGAUGCUGAUAUCACCAGUGGAGUCGUUUACUGUACAGGAGGUGGGCAAGGGUAGGGAGUGUGAUAACGAGAUAAAGCUGUCCUCCGCAGGAAUCCAUCCCAACCACGACUGCUACCUAUUCCCCAAGAUGCCUACAACUACGUCUGCUCCAGCCACAACUACAACCUCUAAGCCAACAUCUCGCAGCACUGCCUCUACAACGGCUGCCUCUGCCACGGGGGCCGCUGCCCGGUGGGUGGAGCCCCACUGGCUUCUUCUGCUGACCACAGUUUCUCACUUCUGCUUCCUUUUAUCACAGUGA
This is a messenger RNA of Engraulis encrasicolus (European anchovy), 849 nucleotides long. RefSeq names its product GPI-linked NAD(P)(+)--arginine ADP-ribosyltransferase 1-like. NCBI's taxonomy places the organism in Eukaryota, Metazoa, Chordata, Actinopteri, Clupeiformes, Engraulidae. The transcript is spliced from 2 exons. The record is from RefSeq and is a predicted model, not a curated record. Gene Ontology annotation, molecular function: NAD+-protein-arginine ADP-ribosyltransferase activity; NAD+ poly-ADP-ribosyltransferase activity. Bases 1 to 849 code for a protein of 282 amino acids.